Molecule: messenger RNA, 1672 nt
Organism: Meira miltonrushii
Lineage: Eukaryota; Fungi; Basidiomycota; Exobasidiomycetes; Exobasidiales; Brachybasidiaceae
Product: putative guanine nucleotide-binding protein alpha-1 subunit
Exons: 1
Coding region: 302-1363 (353 amino acids)
Biological process (GO): G protein-coupled receptor signaling pathway
Cellular component (GO): heterotrimeric G-protein complex
Molecular function (GO): GTPase activity; G-protein beta/gamma-subunit complex binding; GTP binding
Source: RefSeq, a predicted model, not a curated record
UCAUCCGAAAUUUCCUGGCCCGACUCAUUUAAAGCAUUUAUUUCAACCGGCGCACCGCAUCCAAUUUGGCAAUUUCAUCACAAAUUGCAUUUUACCCGACUCUCUCUCUAAAAAAAGGAAGAAAAGAAAAGAAGGAAAGUUGGCUUUGGUCACAUCUAAACUCCGUCCAUCGUAUCCAAGAAUCAUCGAACUACCUAGCAAGAUUUGGUGAUUUGAUUCAUUCAUCCCCUCCUUCUAUACCACGAAGCACAACAGCAUACAAUCAUCUCACAACCCCCACCCCAGAUAACCACCAUUCAAGAUGGGUUGUGGAGUCAGCAAAGUCGAUAAGGAAGGGCAAUUACGCAAUGAUGAGAUCGAGGCACAAUUGAAAAAGGAUCGUCUAGCACAAAGAAAUGAGAUCAAAAUGCUACUAUUGGGAGCGGGAGAAUCAGGAAAGUCAACGAUUCUAAAACAGAUGAAGUUAAUCAAUUUAGGAUCGUAUACGGCAGAAGAACGUGAAUCUUACAAGGAAAUCAUCUUUUCGAAUACGUUGCAAUCCAUGCGUGUGAUCUUGGAUGCUAUGGAACAAUUGGAUAUCCCAUUGGCAGAUGGAGGUAAUGCAAGAAGAGCAGAAUUGAUUCUUAACCUACCUUCACAGUUGGACACGGAUGAUCUACCGAUGCACGUUGCUGAUGCUGUUAAAGGAUUAUGGCAUGACGCUGGUGUACAAGAAUGUUUCGGUAGAAGUAGGGAGUAUCAAUUGAACGAUUCAGCCCAAUACUACUUUGAUGCGAUCGAGCGUAUGGCGCAGCCCAACUAUUUGCCAAGUGAUCAAGAUGUUCUACGAUCCCGUGUUAAAUCCACAGGUAUCACAGAGACACACUUCCAGAUCGGUGAAUUGAAGUACAAGGUGUUCGACGUUGGAGGUCAGAGAUCGGAACGUAAGAAGUGGAUUCAUUGUUUCGAGAAUGUGACGGCGAUCAUCUUCUUGGUUGCAAUUUCGGAAUACGAUCAAACAUUGUACGAAGAUGAGAACGUGAACAGAAUGCAAGAGGCUUUGACAUUGUUUGACAGUAUUUGCAACUCAAGAUGGUUCACAAGAACGGCAAUCAUUCUAUUCUUGAACAAGAUUGAUUUGUUCAAGCAGAAGUUGCCUUACAGUCCUAUGAUCAACUACUUCCCUGAUUAUACGGGUGGAUCAGAUUAUAAUGCAGCAUGCGAUUAUAUUGUGAACCGAUUCGUUGGAUUGAACAGAAGUGAUUCAAAGACUAUUUAUUCCCACUUCACCUGUGCAACAGACACCAACCAAAUCAAGUUUGUCAUUUCUGCCGUUAAUGAUGUGAUCAUUCAAGUGAACCUCAAAUCGUGCGGUCUUCUGUAAAUGAGAUGCAAUCGCGAUACGAAACGGAAAGUCAGCUUUAUAUCCAAUCCAUCAAAGCAGCACAUUCUUCUUUCAUUUGCACACACACACGUUGCAAAUCAAUCAAUAGCAAGAUCAUUCCUCAGAGCACAACCUGUAAGAAAAAAAAAAGAAAGAGGAUGUGUUCUCUUCAUCAUCAUCAAUGCUUAGUCUCUAUUUACGAUUCUAUUGCUUCUUUGUCACCUACUGUUUAUACUUUUUUAAUCUUUUACCUUCUUUUGAUUUUUGAUUUUAUCAUACUUGUUUUAAUAUAAUCUCAUUUAGACAAAA